Molecule: messenger RNA, 1644 nt
Organism: Metschnikowia bicuspidata var. bicuspidata NRRL YB-4993
Lineage: Eukaryota; Fungi; Ascomycota; Pichiomycetes; Serinales; Metschnikowiaceae
Product: bifunctional choline kinase/ethanolamine kinase
Exons: 1
Coding region: 1-1644 (547 amino acids)
Biological process (GO): phosphatidylcholine biosynthetic process; phosphatidylethanolamine biosynthetic process
Cellular component (GO): cytoplasm
Molecular function (GO): choline kinase activity; ethanolamine kinase activity
Source: RefSeq, a predicted model, not a curated record
AUGGACAUCACGCAUUCUCUGGUGCAUCUGAGCCGGUCGCGGUCCAGAUCAAGAACAAGAAAUUCCACAGCCAACUCGCGGUCCACGUCUUCCUCCCGGCGCCCUUCGUUAGGUGGAAAUAAGAGAUCGCUCUCGUCGAGCUCGAUCAACCGGUUUGUGAUCACGCCCACGCAGAUUGAUCCUUCCAGCGAAAAGACAAUCCCGACAAUUAACUUGAAUUUGGACAACACUUUGCCUCUUGAUUUUUUCAAGCAAGAAUUGAUCGGGCUCAUCCGCGCGUUGAGGAUCUCCAAAUGGCGCAAAGUGCACCUCUCCCCCGAGCACAUUGUGAUCUCGCGGAUCCUGGGCGCAUUGACAAACUCCAUCUACAAGAUUGAAUACAAGGACAGUGACUGUCCAGUGCAACCACCUCUGUUGCUUUUGAGAGUGUACGGCAAAAAUGUGGACAAUCUUAUUGACCGAGACUCGGAGUUGGAGACUUUGAUCAAGCUCUCGUCCAACAAGAUCGGGCCCAAGCUUUUGGGAAUAUUUGGAAACGGCCGCUUCGAGCAGUUUCUCGAAGGCUUUGUCACGUUGGGCAAGGAGGACAUCAGGGAUCCGGUAAUCUCGCAAAUCCUCGGCCGCAGAAUGAAGGACUUGCACUACAACAUCAAGUUGGACGAGCGCGAUAAGUGUCUAGAGCUCCCUCUGGCUUGGUUGCAGAUCAUGAAAUGGAUCCUGCUUUUCGAAAACAAUUUGCUUCAUGUGCUUUCCGAGAAGACCGUGGAGGAAACUUUAUUGAUGCCUUGGCUGAAGUUUCGGUCUCUAGUGUUCGCUUACAGAAACUGGCUUUUCUCUAAAUAUGACGAGACCGCGCUCUCUGACAAUUACCGCUUCUGCCAUAACGACACGCAGUACGGAAACUUACUCAUCAAGAGCACAUUCAACCCAAAAGACGUGGUACAGUCUGACGGAGACUUGCCUUCCCUCAAUACCAGCAACAGGAGAGACGCGGACCUAGCUGUCAUUGACUUUGAAUACUCUGGCGCGAACUUCCCUGCUUUCGAUAUCGCUGACCAUUUUUCGGAAUGGAUGUCUGAUUACCACGACGAGGAAAAGCCAUAUUAUAUCCACGAAGACAAAUACCCGACGCAGACGCAGCAGUUCAACUUGCUCAAGUCGUAUGUGGAAUACAACUUCCAGUUCCCAUCGUCGAACCUAAAAACGAAAACACAAUUCCGUUCUCGGACGGACGACAUCAAAAGCUUGAUGGAGCAUGAGGUGAAAAAAUUGUACAACGAGAUUAUUUAUUGGCGAGCCACGGUGCAGAUUUUCUGGCUAGUCUGGGGGCUCAUCCAAAGCGGGCCCACAAAAGACCCGAUAGAAGACCUUGCAUCCACAACUUCGGGCAAGGGUGUAUUGGGCACUUAUGAGUAUUCAACUGGAAUUGAUGCCUUGAAAAUUGCUCAAGAUGGCCCUGGUCCUUUGGAAGAGGAGGCAAUUACAUCAACAGAUGAUGAUUUCGAUUAUCUCAAGUACUCGCAGCAAAAGGCUGCGCUUAUAGUCGGGGACUUGGUUUCGUUUGGAUUGUUGCCCAUCUCCGACAUCGCCCCGCGGAACCAUAACAUGAUCAAGUUCUUGGACACGAAAUCGUUCGAUGUGUAG